Messenger RNA from Tripterygium wilfordii, 987 nucleotides. RefSeq names its product auxin-binding protein ABP20-like. Lineage: Eukaryota; Viridiplantae; Streptophyta; Magnoliopsida; Celastrales; Celastraceae. The record is from RefSeq and is a predicted model, not a curated record. The coding region runs from base 153 to 785 and encodes 210 amino acids. Gene Ontology annotation, cellular component: cell wall. Gene Ontology annotation, molecular function: manganese ion binding. The transcript has a single exon.
CAAAUCUGAAAUCACCACACAUAUCGAAUUCUAGAUGAGCAUAUACUCAAAAUACCAAUCACAGUUCCUCAAAAUAUUCACCAUAUCCCAUUCUAUAUAAACACUAACAAAUUAAACCCACCAAGCACAACCUUAUCACAAUCACGGUGAAGAUGAUUCUCUCAAUCUUGUUCAUCUUUUCUCUUAUUUUCUCCUUCUCCAAUGCCGCUGUGCAGGACUUUUGUGUAGGAGACCUUGGUUUACCAGAUAGCCCUGCAGGCUACUUAUGCAAGAAGCCUGCUGCGGUCACUGUGAAUGACUUUGUUUUUUCUGGCUUGGGUGUUGCAGGGAACACCUCAACCCUUAUCAAAGCAGCUGUGACACCAGCAUUUGCAGCGCAAUUCCCCGGGGUAAACGGCCUCGGCAUUUCGAUGGCUCGUUUAGAUUUGGCUCCUGAUGGGGUUGUGCCAAUGCACACACACCCUGGAGCCUCAGAAGUACUAAUUGUCAUUCAAGGUUCAAUCUGUGCAGGGUUUAUUUCCUCCUCAGAUAAUAAAGUUUACUUUAAGUCACUUAAUAAGGGAGACAUUAUGGUUUUCCCUCAAGGGUUAUUGCACUUUCAAAUCAAUGCAGGGAAGGGUCCAGCACUGGCUUUUGUUAGCUUCAGUAGUCCAGUCCCAGGUCUUCAAAUCCUGGACUUUGCUUUGUUCGCGAAUGAUUUGCCUUCAGAAAUUAUUGAGAAGGUUACUUUCCUUGAUGAUGCUCAGGUUAAGAAGCUUAAAGGUGUUCUUGGUGGCACUAAUUAAGGUCUCUGGAGCCUCAUCUGUGCAAAAAAAAGACAUGGUUUCUUAUCAGACCCAAUUAACUGUUUCCUUUGGUUGUAGUUUUGUAUGUCUUUGUUGUGAUUGAGAAAUCAAGUAUGUCAGUGUAAGAUUUUUUUUCAGUCAAUGUUAUUUAAUUCUCAAUCUGCUAAUAAAGAGUUUUCUAGUGUUGUCUUUGGUCUUUGCA